UACAAUUCUGAAUGGCCAAAACAAUAUGCUCCAAUAGAAGCAACCAUUUGAAAGAUAAUAUUACAUUACCAAAAUCCAAAACCACAAACCACCUUCUUAUUCUUCUUCAUCGUUUCAGUUGUCAAUAGUUGUCUCUACUCGACACAAACCUUAGUCCUUCCAAACCAAACAACAACAACAACAAAAACAUAGGAAAACAAAAACAAAAGAUUUUCAAGGAAUCCCUAUAAACAUGAAAACAGAGCAUAACAAUAACAAAAGACUUUCAGUUACAAUCAUUACUAUCAUUAAACCCGCGGCGUAUGUUAUCCUUCUCGUGCUAACUUACACUCUAGGUUACUUAUCGCAUUCAUUUUCAACCAUCGCAUUACCACCACCAAUAUUAUCACCACAGCUGCCGCCAACGCCGCCGCAUAUUUCUUCUUCCGUUCUCCGUCUCUCCGUAGUCAACGGAACCGAGCUCGACCCAUUCCGAGUCAAAACACUCUGCGCCGAUCCAAUUCCACCGGAAAACAUUCGUCAGACAAUCAUCAACCACAUCUUCAACGGAGACUCACCGUUUCUCAACUUUCCUCCGCCACACGCGGCGGCGAUUCUUCAUCGGAGUACAAAAGUCAAAGGAUGGGGUUCAAACGGUGCUGUUUUUGAAAACUUGAUUCGUAAAGUGAAGCCAAAAAUCAUCGUUGAGGUUGGAACUUUCCUUGGUGCUUCAGCGAUUCACAUGGCUGAGUUGACUCAGCGACUCGGACUCAACACUCAGAUACUUUGCAUUGAUGAUUUUCGUGGUUGGGCCGGGUUUAGAGACCAAUUCAAAAACAUAGCUAUGUUAAACGGUGACGUUUUGCUUUAUUAUCAAUUUCUUCAAAAUGUUGUUACUUUUAAAAAAACCGGUUCGGUUUUACCGGUUCCAUUUUCUAGCGGUUCGGCUUUAAUGAAGCUUUGUGAAUGGGGUGUUUGGGCCGAUUUGGUUGAAAUUGAUGCGGGUCAUGAUUUUUUAUCGGCCUGGUCCGAUAUAAAUCGGGGUCUUCGGAUUCUUCGACCUGGUGGGGUUAUUUUCGGGCAUGAUUAUUUUACUGCCGCAGAUAAUAAAGGGGUUAGAAGAGCCGUUGAUUUAUUCGCCAAAAUUCAUGGUUUUAAAGUGAAUAUUGAUGGUCAACAUUGGGUUAUAUAUACCACUAUACAUUAAGCAUACAUUACAUACAUCAUAGCUAGGUAUAUCCCCCCUUUAUCAAGUUAUUUUUUUUUCAUGUUUAUAACCCUUUAUCAAGUUUAUUCAUUAUGUUGUGUCCAAAAAAAAUAGGUUUAUUCAUUAUGUAAAUGUGAAAAAUUACACUUCAUAAUAGUGAGGUCAAGAAAAUAAAUUGCUAUUUGAAUAAGUUGAGAUCUAAAGGAUAUGUAAUAUAAAUGUAUAAAAUGGUUGAGAUCCACAUACAUUCAAUUUACUUAAAA
Molecule: messenger RNA, 1449 nt
Organism: Trifolium pratense (red clover)
Lineage: Eukaryota; Viridiplantae; Streptophyta; Magnoliopsida; Fabales; Fabaceae
Exons: 1
Coding region: 233-1186 (317 amino acids)
Source: RefSeq, a predicted model, not a curated record